UUUGGGUCUCUCAGUAUGUUUCCCGCCGCAGCAGCAGACAGAGUUAGCGCUAGCUCCCGCACAAUGACUUCUCGACCUCGUCCUGUUUCCUCAUCAUCUCCUAUUUUUUUUUCCCUCCAAAACAAACUUGUUUAUUCAAGGCUGAUGGCUCACAGACUUCAGAUUUUUCCAUAAACUGACAUCGGACAUACAGACCACCAACAAAGUCUCUCUGUAAGAUGGAAAACUCAUCUGAAACUGACAUGUUUCGGUCCAAAAUAUCGAAAGAGAAUGACUUGCUCUUGGGAACCGCCUACACCAUCUUUGGUGUGUUGUCUCUGAUGGGAAACACAACUCUGUUGUUUGUAGCCUACCGUAAGAAGUUGACUCUAAAGCCAGCCGAGUUUUUUAUCAUCAACCUCUCCAUCAGUGACCUGGGCAUGACCAUCUUCCUCUUUCCCUUCGCUAUUCCCUCCGCUUUCGCUCACAGGUGGUUGUUCACGGAGGUGAUGUGUAUGUGUUAUGCCUUCUGUGGAGUUUUGUUUGGUAUCUGCAGCCUCAGUAACCUGACCAUAUUGUCUUGUGUGUGCUGGCUCAAAGUCUGCUGCCCCAACUACGGUAACAAAUUGUCCUCGUCCCAUGCGCGUCUGCUGGUGGUUGGGGUGUGGUGUUACGCUGCAGUGUUUGCAGUAGGUCCGCUCUCAGGCUGGGGUCAGUACGGAUCAGAGCCUUACGGCACCGCCUGCUGCAUCGACUGGCACGCGCCCACAUACAACACACCUGCCAUGAUCUACAUCAUCUGCCUCUUCUUCUUCUGUUACAUUGUCCCCUGCACCAUCAUCAUCCUCUCCUAUACGUUCAUCCUGGUGACGGUCCGCGGGGCCCAGCAUGCAGUACAGCAGCAUGUCUCUCCUCAGAACAAAAUCUCCAAUGUGCAGACGCUUCUUGUCAAGCUGUCGGUGGCAGUAUGUAUUGGAUUUCUGAUGGCGUGGAGCCCGUACGCUGUGGUAUCCAUGUGGGCGGCCUUUAAUGAACCAGACUUGGUACCUCCAAUAGCGUUUGCCCUGGCGGCCAUGUUUGCCAAGUCAUCCACUCUCUACAAUCCAAUGGUCUACCUCGUCUUUAAGCCCAGCUUCCGAAAAUCCCUGUGCCGGGAUGCCACGAGAUGCAAGAGAACGCUCUGUCCCUGUAUAUGCCAGACUGACAGCCAACAAAAAAGUACAACAAGCAUUUCAAAACUGAGCACAAAGGAAAAGUGUAACCUGACGUGGGUCUCUAAUGGACUGAAUGAGAGCCACCAGUCAUGCAGACAUUGUCCAGAAGGACAAACAGGGCAUUACCUGGACAUCACACCCCACAGGACAGCACGCAUCCUCAUCGGCUCCACUCACAGCGAGGUGGCAGUCAGCCAACUCUCCAAUGAAAUGAACAGCGACUUCCUUUAGACAAUGAGAAACUGACUAUUGCUAAAACAAAGAAAAGUGGUCAGGAAAUCUUCUUUUCCCUCACUAUGCUAAAAGGGGAAACAAAUAUGCCUUAAAGUCUUGUACCAACUAGAAUUCUGUUUGCAAGAGGAUAUCACACCACUCAACUUGUUAACUAAGCAAAAAAAAAAAAAAAAGACUCAGAAUAUAACUCAGAAUAUCAAGAAACGUUUGAUUUGGUACAUGGUAAACUUGGACUUGAACAUGUCACUCUCAAAUAAUAUUUCAUCCAAAAUAAAAAUUCUGUCAUUAUGUGUUCUUUCUCAUUCCUUCCAAACCUGUAUGCAUAAAACAAGAAUCAAAAACAUUUCAUGAUGUUAUUCUGGUCCAACUAGACAGUUGCCUUGAAAAGAGCCAUAUUAGACUUGAUCUACAGAUCAUCAGUCAAUAAUGAUUUCAGUAGUGACGUUAGUGGCACAAAGUUGUUAUGUGGCUGUGGUAGACUUGGAGUGCACAACUUAGGUGUUGUACUAUAUGUAUAGAGCUGUUUCAUAUUUUAUCAUCGUCUGUUUUUGAGUUUAGAUACAGUAGACAUGGUUGCCAUGAACUAUAAAAAAAGAGCUACAUGGAGAUUCUUCAACAGAAUGCCAUCAAACACAUAAAGGUGCUUCACGAUGCCAUAGAAGAACCUUUUUUUCUAAAUGGUUCCAUAAAGAACCUUUAACAUCUGAAGAACCUUUCUGUUUCACAAAAGGUUUUUUUUUUUUUUGUGGUGAAAGAAGGUUAUUCAGAUUAUAAAAAUAUAAAAAAGAGAUGGUUCUUUAAAGAACUUUUGACUGAAUGGUUCUUUGUGGAACCAAAGUGGUUCUUCUAUGGCAUUGCUGUGAAGAACCUUUUGAAACACCUUUAUUUUUAAGAUUGCAGCAUGCAGGUUUGGAAGGUGAAUGCAAAUAAUGACAGAAUGUUCCUUGUUUAAACUUUAAACUUUCACUGAGGCUUUUUGCAGCCAGUUACUGGUUUAAAAAGCAUGUUUUUUUUUUGUUUGUUUGUUUGUUUGUUUUUUGAGAGUUUAUGCUCUCCUGACUUCAAAUCCUCUUGGCGUACUGAUGAAAACCUCAAAUCCCAUGACUUUUCUUCCGGUGAGACACUGGUUAUCAGUGCAGGUGCUCAACACUGCCUAUGCAUUUAUUUAUGUAUUUAUUUACUUAUUUAACUCAAGCCUCAAAUGCAAGUAAUAUAUUUCGGAUUACAGUGUCAAGUUUAUGAUGGAAUAUGUGGUUUCCACCUGUGAAUGGAGCUGAAAGCACAAUUAUAUUUGGGUGACAGAAUUAAAGCUUAUAUAUUUAGAUGUUUAAGGGCUGAAAUGUUAUGAUGACCAGCAUUUUACCUUUUAUUUAUGGAUAAAAAGAUAUAUACACUGAAAAAAUAUUUUCAUUCAUCCAAUUAAAAACAUUUAGGGUAAUGG
This is a messenger RNA of Labeo rohita (rohu), 2868 nucleotides long. RefSeq names its product opsin 7, group member b (gene opn7b). Gene Ontology annotation, molecular function: G protein-coupled receptor activity. Gene Ontology annotation, biological process: visual perception; G protein-coupled receptor signaling pathway. Bases 219 to 1424 code for a protein of 401 amino acids. Gene Ontology annotation, cellular component: membrane. The transcript has 6 exons. NCBI's taxonomy places the organism in Eukaryota, Metazoa, Chordata, Actinopteri, Cypriniformes, Cyprinidae. The record is from RefSeq and is a predicted model, not a curated record.